Rotaria sp. Silwood1 is the source of this 900-nucleotide messenger RNA. Lineage: Eukaryota; Metazoa; Rotifera; Eurotatoria; Philodinida; Philodinidae. The record is from the annotation of a GenBank genome assembly.
AUGGACGUAAUUCAUAUAAGAAAGAACAUUGAUAACGCUAUUUCUGAUCCAGUAGUACGAAAUGAAGCUCGUCGUUAUUCUAUUCGUACACGUCUUGCUUUUUUACCUGAUGAAUAUAUUGGUGAAUCAUGGUUUUUUCGUUUAUUAACGUUGGUUUAUUAUUAUUUCUUUGUUUAUUUUCAUGGAUUUGAAAUUGAAGGAAUUGACAAAAUAGAUCCCAAUGAUGGUUGUCUUUUUUUUGCUCGUCAUUCCACACAUAAUGGUGAAAUAUUGGGAACUAUUUUUAGAUCUUUAAUGCAUCGAUGUUUAACACCAUUUUUUCCAGUUUUACGAUUAAUGGGUGCUGUACCAGGUGAACCAAAAAGUGCAUUAUCAUUAUUAAAAAGUGGAUUUUGGGUAGGUGUUAUGCCAGGUGGAGCAGAUGAAGGUAUGAUUGGUCAUGAAAAUGCAUAUAAAGUAUGUUGGCCUAAAACACGAAAAGGUUUUGCUCAUAUUGCUAUUGAUGCGCAAGUACCGAUUGUUCCUCUAUUUAUAUCGAAUAUUGAAGAAAUGCGUUGGAAUCCAAUACUUUGGUUCUGGAAUCUUUUAGGACUUGGUCGUUUAUUUUCUUAUAUACUUCAAUUACAUAUUCCAUAUAUUAGUCCAAUUUUACUUCUAUUAGCUUCAACUGUAUGGUUUCUAGCAACAUUUAUUCAAAUUCCAAUACCAGCUAAAAUAAUUUUACAUGUUGGUGAUCCUGUGCAAUAUGAUAUGUCAAAGGAUUCGAUUGAUGAUGUUGUUGAACGAGCUAAAAUUGAUUUACAAUCAUUGAUUAAUCGUCAUCAACCACAUGGAAUAUCCUAUUCAAAUGCUGUUAAAGAAAGAUUUCAAUGUUUAAUAAAACAAUGGAAAAAACAUUGA